AUGGCACACUGUGUCCGUAUAUGGCGACAUCUGAAGAUGCUCAAGUGGGUGGGGUGGGGCCAUGACCCCGACGAUGUCGAGGCAACCGAGGAGGGUCAGCUCGCUGUUGAGUGCCUGGCAUGCCCGCAUCCUGGACGUAACUUACCGGAGAAUUGGGACAUGCACCACCUGACAUAUCGUGAGCCAUUCUUAAGAUCUGAUCUCACUCUCGUUUACUAA
Messenger RNA from Laetiporus sulphureus 93-53, 219 nucleotides. RefSeq lists its product as uncharacterized. The coding region runs from base 1 to 219 and encodes 72 amino acids. NCBI's taxonomy places the organism in Eukaryota, Fungi, Basidiomycota, Agaricomycetes, Polyporales, Laetiporaceae. The record is from RefSeq and is a predicted model, not a curated record. The transcript has a single exon.